Messenger RNA from Tachyglossus aculeatus (Australian echidna), 1423 nucleotides. It is a transcript of the gene OLIG1, whose product is annotated as oligodendrocyte transcription factor 1. The transcript has a single exon. NCBI's taxonomy places the organism in Eukaryota, Metazoa, Chordata, Mammalia, Monotremata, Tachyglossidae. The record is from RefSeq and is a predicted model, not a curated record. The coding region runs from base 128 to 730 and encodes 200 amino acids. Gene Ontology annotation, molecular function: protein dimerization activity.
CGCGCGCGUAGCGCAGUGCUUCGCGCCCCCGGAGCAUCUCCAGGAGGAGGAGGGGGAGGAGGAGGGGGACCCCCCCACCCACCCCAUCUCUCCUGGGCCAUGAGGGGGUGAGGCCGGGCGGGCCACCAUGCCGAAGCCCCAGCGUCCGGGGGAAGGGACGGGCAUCUCGGGGCUGGGGCCCGGAGGGAGCCGGGAUGAGGAGCAGCAACAGCAGCAACAGCAACAGCAGCAGCUGCGGAGGAAGAUCAACAGCCGCGAGAGGAAGCGCAUGCAGGACCUGAACCUGGCCAUGGACGCCCUGCGGGAGGUCAUCCUGCCCUACUCGGCCGCCCACUGCCAGGGAGCCCCCGGCCGCAAGCUGUCCAAGAUCGCCACGCUGCUCCUGGCCCGGAAUUACAUCCUGCUCCUGGGCACCUCCCUGCAGGAGCUGCGCCGGCUCCUCGGAGAGGUCAGCGGGCCCGGGCCUCGCCUGCUGCUGGCCGGCCUGCCCCUCUGGGCCGCCCCGGGCUCCGUGCUCCUUCACACCCCCGGACCCCAGCCGGAGGGCUCCCCGGCGGCGGCGGCCGCGGCCGCCAGGCCCGCCAAGUACCUGUCGCUGGCCCUGGAGGACCAGGCCGGGCCCUGCGGGCCCUUCCCGCUGCCCGGAGGGGCCGCCCUCUGCACCUGUGCCAUCUGCAAGUUCCCGCACCUCGUGCCCUCCGGCCUCGGCUUGGCGCCCUUCUCCAAGUGAGGGGGGCGGGGGGAGGACGGGGGGGAUGGCCGCUGUCCGUUCUGACUAGCCUGUCUCUAAUAAUAAUCAUCAUCGUGGUACUUGUGAAGCGCUUUAUUAGGUGCCAAGCGCUCCUCUGGGCGCUGGGGUAGAUGUGGGGUCAGCGGGUUGGUCCCCCGUCCCUGUCUCGCAUGGGGCUCAUCAUCGUGGUCCUUGUGAAGCGCUUUGUUAGGUGCCAAGCGCUCCUCUGGGCGUUGGGGUAGAUGUGGGGUCAGCAGGUUGGUCCCCCGUCCCCGUCUCGCAUGGGGCUCAUCAUCGUGGUCCUUGUGAAGCGCUUUAUUAGGUGCCAAGCGCUCCUCUGGGCGCUGGGGUAGAUGUGGGGUCUGCGGGUUGGUCACCCGUCCCUGUCUCGGAUGGGGCUCAUCAUCGUGGUCCUUGUGAAGCGCUUUAUUAGGUGCCAAGCGCUCCUCUGGGCGCUGGGGUAGAUGUGGGGUCAGCAGGUUGGUCCCCGUCCCUGUUCUGCAUGGGGCUCCCUGUCAUCAUCAGGGUACUUGUGAAGCGCUUUUUUAGGUGCCAAGCGCUCCUCUGGGCGCUGGGGUAGAUGUGGGGUCAGCAGGUUGGUCCCCCCGUCCCUGUCUCGGAUGGGCCUCAUCAUCGUGGUCCUUGUGAAGCGCUUUAUUAGGUGCCAAGCGCUCCUCUGGGCGCUGGGGUAGA